This is a messenger RNA of Carassius auratus (goldfish), 2055 nucleotides long. Its product is annotated as gastrula zinc finger protein XlCGF57.1-like. The coding region runs from base 37 to 1749 and encodes 570 amino acids. Gene Ontology annotation, biological process: regulation of transcription by RNA polymerase II. The record is from RefSeq and is a predicted model, not a curated record. Gene Ontology annotation, cellular component: transcription regulator complex; chromatin; PcG protein complex. Gene Ontology annotation, molecular function: RNA polymerase II cis-regulatory region sequence-specific DNA binding; DNA-binding transcription factor activity, RNA polymerase II-specific. NCBI's taxonomy places the organism in Eukaryota, Metazoa, Chordata, Actinopteri, Cypriniformes, Cyprinidae. The transcript has 2 exons.
UGAAGCGACCGAGAUCCUCGAGACACUGUUAUAAAGAUGGAGUUUAUUAAAGAAGAGAAUGAAGACGUGAAGUUGUUAUAUAUUGAAGAAGCUUUCAUAGUCAAACAUGAAGAUACUGAGGAACAAUCAGACCUGAUGGCGCUGAAAGAGGAGAGUCAAGACCUGAAUGAAAUGGAAGAGAAAAAUCAGUAUGUGAAAUAUCAUGACCUCAUGGCUGGAGAAAAAUCUUUUAGUUACUCACAGACUCAUAAAACAGAAACUACAAACCUUAAAGUCCAGAUGAGAGUUCACACUGGAGAGAGUCCUUUCAUCUGCCAACACUGUGGAAGGAGUUUUAUUAGAAAAGAAGGCUUUAAAAGUCACUUGAAAAUCCACAUUGAAGAGAAUUUGUUCAUGUGUCCUCGGUGUGGAAAGAGUUUUACACAGAAAAAAACACUUAAUGCUCACAUGAGAAGUCACUCUGGAGAGAUGAAGCCUUACUCCUGCAAACUGUGUGAGUUAAGCUUCAGACGAAAAGAUUGUUAUAGGUCUCACAUGAGAGUUCACACUGGAGAGAGCCCUUUCACCUGCCAACAGUGUGGAAAUGGCUUUAAUCGAAAAGAAAGCCUUAAAGUUCACUUAAAAAUCCACACUGGAGAGAAGCCGUUCAAAUGCUCUCAGUGUGGAAAGAGUUUUAGACAGAAAUCAGCCCUUAAUAUCCACAUGAGGAUUCACACUGGAGAGAAGCCGUACUCCUGCAAACUGUGUGGGAAGAGCUUCAUACGAAAAGAUUGUUUUAGGUCUCAUGUGAAGAUUCACACUGGAGAGAGCCCUUUCACCUGCCAACAGUGUGGAAAGAGUUUUAAUCGAAAACAAAGUCUUAAAGUUCACUUAAAAAUCCAUGCUGGAGAGAAGCCGUUCAUAUGCUCUCAGUGUGGAAAGAGUUUUAGACAGAAAUCAACCCUUAAAUCCCACAUGAGGAUUCACACUGGAGAGAAGCCAUACCCCUGCAAACUGUGUGGGAAGAGUUUCUCAGUAAAAGGAAGUCUUAAAAUUCACAUGAGAAUCCACACUGGAGAGAAACCUUUCAUUUGCUCUCAGUGUGGAAAGAGUUUCAAACAGAAAAAUGAACUUGACGGCCACAUGAGAGUUCACACUGGAGAGAAACCUUUUGAUUGUGAUCAGUGUGGAAAGAGUUUUGUAUUUAAAUCACACCUUAAUCAACACAUAAAGAUUCACUCUGGGGAGAACUGUUUUAUAUGCCAUCAGUGUGGAAAGAGUUUCUCACAGAGAGCAAAUUUUGAGAUUCACAUGAGAGUUCACACUGGAGACAGACCUUACAAGUGUCCUAAGUGUGAAAAGAGCUUCACAGUUAAAGGAAACCUUAAUACUCACAUGAGAGUUCACACCGGAGAGAAACCUUACAAGUGUGUUCAGUGUGAAAAGAACUUCAGAUAUAAAUCACAGCUUGAUCUUCACAUGAGGAGUCACCCAGGAGAGAACUGUUUUAUAUGUCACCAGUGUGGAAAGAGUUUCUCACAGAGAGCUAACUUUGAGAAUCACAGAAGAACUCACACUGGAGAGAAGCCUUUCACCUGCCCUCAGUGUGGAAAGAGCUUCACAAUUAAAGGAAACCUUAAUAUUCACAUGAAAAGUCACACUGGAGAGAAGCCAUACAAGUGUGUUCAGUGUAAAAAGAGCUUUUCAUAUCAAAAUAACCUGAAAAGACAUAUGCAAACUCAUUCUGUAAAUAAACUGCCAUUGUCCUGACAAGAGGUUUAGAAGCAAUUUCAGGAACCAUCAGACAAUGACUGUGUUCAAUCUAAUAAAAACAUCACACUUAUACAUAUUUAGGUCCUUUACAUACAAAAGUAAUUUAAAUGUGAGACCCUGUUUGUGUUUUUUUUUUUUUGAGUACUGUUACAAAAAAGCUGAUUCAAGUGUGAUUAGGAAUACUUUAUAAAUGAAAAAUAAGGAAUUAAACUUUUAGUCUGUGAAGAAACACCAGAUACAAGUGCAAAUGUAAUAAUUAAAUAGCAUUUAAAUAAAAACGGCCUAAUGUUACUGGAUGAAAUG